Molecule: messenger RNA, 621 nt
Organism: Penicillium canariense
Lineage: Eukaryota; Fungi; Ascomycota; Eurotiomycetes; Eurotiales; Aspergillaceae
Product: mitochondrial 54S ribosomal protein mL61
Exons: 2
Coding region: 1-621 (206 amino acids)
Cellular component (GO): mitochondrion
Molecular function (GO): structural constituent of ribosome
Source: RefSeq, a predicted model, not a curated record
AUGGUGAACCUGUUCAAGCGCAUGCGGAAGUUGAAGACUAUCCUCGACAUCCGUGCCGGCACCGGUGCCGCCAUCUUUCCCAGCACGGCGUCCGCCACAAAAGAAUUCCCCCCGGUAACCCGGCUGCACCUCACAUACGCCCGCAAGAUCUACGGGGGCCACCAAGGCGCACGCCACUUCUGGCGCAGCUGCCUGCCGCGCUUGAAAUACCACAAUCCUGGUGUGCGAAUGACCGUGCAACAAACCGACGAUCAAGACACCCCGCCCGCGCUGACGAUCUACUUCGCCGAGCGGCUCAGCAGCACCGCAUCCGCGAUUGUGGGCGCUAAGAAAAUCACCGACAAGCACGCCCCGGCGCCGGCGAGCGGCGAGCAGACCGCCGUAGUGGAUCUCAAGGACCUGAGCUACAAGGAGAUCUGGAGCCGGGUGCAGGCGUCGACAGGGGCGGAGGAGAUUCCUGCUAGUGCGGAGGACGAGGCGGAGCGGAAGCGGUUGGAGGCUAUUACGGCGAAGGCUGGGAAAGAUCGCGAGCGUAUACAGGGGAUGCGGCAGGCGAAGAAGGAUCAGGAGCGCAUGCUGGCUGAGGCCCGUGGUGAGGUUGAGAAGCUGAAGCAGCUGUGA